Bipolaris oryzae ATCC 44560 is the source of this 1749-nucleotide messenger RNA. RefSeq lists its product as uncharacterized. The coding region runs from base 1 to 1749 and encodes 582 amino acids. NCBI's taxonomy places the organism in Eukaryota, Fungi, Ascomycota, Dothideomycetes, Pleosporales, Pleosporaceae. Gene Ontology annotation, biological process: transmembrane transport. The transcript is spliced from 4 exons. Gene Ontology annotation, molecular function: transmembrane transporter activity. The record is from RefSeq and is a predicted model, not a curated record.
AUGACUAAAUCAACAGACCCACCACGCUUGCAAGGGAAUGGCAAGCUGAACGGGUUCGCAGAGAAACCUUACCAGGCAGAGCCUAACAUUGAAAAUCAAGCUACUGAGUCGAAAAGACUAUCCACUAUAUCAUCCUCGACUGCUAAUGGCAGUGGAAAACCAGAAACACUGGAAGACCACAGUUCAGCUGCUGAAGAGAAAGCUGCAGAUGAGCCGGCAAAAGCUGUUGAAUAUCCAAAGGACCUCCAAUUGUUCUUGAUCAUGCUCGCGCUUUUGCUCAGUAUUACUCUCUGCGCUCUAGAUCAGACCAUUGUUGCAACUGCCAUCCCAAAAAUCACCGACCGCUUCGGCAGAAUCCAGGACAUCUCAUGGUACGGUUCUGCGUAUUUUUUGACGCUCGGAGCGUUUCAGUCUCAGUGGGGCAAAGUAUUCAAAUUCUUCCCACUGAAAGCCAGUUUCUUGGCCGCGAUAUUGAUCUUCGAAGUUGGGAGCUUAAUCAGCGCCGUUGCCCAGAACUCGACUACUGUCAUUGUUGGACGUGCCUUUGCUGGCCUCGGUGCCUCGGGUGUAGCGCCUGGAGGAUACACGAUUUCUGCCUUUUCUUCCGAGCCUGCGAAAAGAGCUACCUAUACCGGGCUCAUUGGAAUGACUUACGGCAUUGCCGCGGUCGCUAGACCACUUAUUGGUGGAGGACUUACAGAUGGGGUAUCUUGGAGAUGGUGCUUUUACAUCAACCUUCCAAUUGGCGGUCUGGUCGCGGCCGUCAUCUUGACAACUUUCAAGACUUCUUCAACCGCUCCGCGAGUGCGAGCUACACAUAAGGAGAAGAUUCUACAAAUGGACUUCCCAGGGACCGCACUUUUGAUGGGCGCAUCAGUCUGCCUACUUCUAGCUCUUCAGUACGGUGGAGUGACUCAUCCUUGGAAGUCUAGUCUCGUCAUCGGCUUACUCGUCGGCUUCUGUCUCAUGGUCAUUGCACUCAUCGUCGUAGAAAUAUGGCAAGGUGAGCGAGCCAUGCUGACACCACGUCUCAUGCGACAAAGAACCGUCUGGGUCAACGCUGUAUGGGGUUUCUUCUUUGCCGGCGCGUACUUCAUCAUGCUCUACUACCUGCCCAUCUACUUCCAAAGCGUCGACAACCGUAGUGCGAUUGGCUCUGGCGUGCGCAACAUUCCUCUCAUCGCCUUGUUCAGUGUCUCCACGUUUGCUUCUGGUAAAGCCGUCUCGAAGACGGGUAUCGCCGCCCCAUUCCUGCUGGCCAGCUCCGUGGUUGUGACCAUCUCCACCGGUUUGUUGUACACUUUUGAUAUCGGAACACCGACAGGCAAAUGGGUUGGAUACCAGAUGUCGGCGGGCUUUGGAUACGGCAUGGGCCUCCAGAUCCCGCUCAUCAUUGCGCAGGCUUUCGCUGCGCCAACCGAUAUUGCUCCUGUAACCUCCAUAAUCAUCUUCGCUCGAUCUAUUGGUUCUACAUUCAUGAUUGCAGCUGGACAGUCCGGCUUCGAUAACCAGCUCUUGCGCCGGCUUCAUCGUACCGCACCAAAUGUCGAACAAUCUCUAGUCAUAUCUACAGGUGCUACAGCCCUGCGUCAGGUUUUCCACGGAGCCGAGCUAGACGGCGUCGUCCAUGCGUACGCCUGGGGUAUCAAGGUUGCCUUCGCAAUUACUAUCGCAUCCUGUGGCAUCAGUGCCAUCGUCAGCUUGGCCACAAAAUGGGAUAAUACAAAUGAAAAGAAGGCCAAUACUUGA